This is a messenger RNA of Trichechus manatus latirostris (Florida manatee), 3452 nucleotides long. RefSeq names its product terminal uridylyl transferase 1, U6 snRNA-specific (gene TUT1). The transcript is spliced from 9 exons. NCBI's taxonomy places the organism in Eukaryota, Metazoa, Chordata, Mammalia, Sirenia, Trichechidae. Bases 571 to 3411 code for a protein of 946 amino acids. Gene Ontology annotation, molecular function: RNA binding; poly(A) RNA polymerase activity. Gene Ontology annotation, cellular component: nuclear speck; mitochondrion. The record is from RefSeq and is a predicted model, not a curated record.
AGGCGUAGCGAGGGGGUGAGGGGCAGAGAGGGGCAUUUGCCCCCCGGCGCAAGUCCAAGGGGGCGCCAGAUGAGACCAGCCGGCCGGCAAAUCACCCCUCCCCGCCACCAGCCGAAGAGGCCGGCGGAGGGAGGGGGCGCAAAGUUAAGAGAUUGCCCCUGGGCGCUAGUGACCCUCCCUACGCCUCUCACUAGGCAGCGGUCGUACAACACCGAUUUGGGGAAGGCCCGGGAGGGAGAGGGUAACAGUCCUGACGCGGUUGGGAGUCCAGGGUUAGCCCUGAGCUUCGCGGGACAGAGUGGAGACUGCUCAUCCUCCGCCUUUACUCUCCGGGUAAAUGUGGGGCUGCGAGCACAGCCGCGCGGGUGUCUACAGUUCUUGAAAGGGCGCCCAGCCGGCCGGCGACCACCCAGCAAGUAGGCGGCCGGCUGUCUGGAGGGCGGCCGGAGAUACUAGCCGGCGCCUGUGUUUGUGGAUACUGUGUUGAAUAUUCAUGAUCUGUGAGCCAACCAACGCAUGAUCAUCUCAGAGCAAACCAAUCGGUUCACCACAUGCAGAUAAGCAUCGUAGAUGGGCGGCUUUUCCUUAAGUCGGUGGGGGCUGAACACAGGCGAGAAACGGAACCCUGAGUGGAAAGCCAUGGGUUUCCGGAGGAGUGUGUCUGCGGGAGUGCCGUGCUACGUCACUUCCCAUCCGAUUGGCGGAAAUUACUACAGAGCGCGUUGCUGUUUGGAAAAGCGAGUUCUGGUGGAGGCAGAAGUGCUUGUUUUUUGUCGGUAUUUGAAAGUGGCGAUGGCGGCGGUGGAUUCGGAUGUCGAAUCGCUGCCGCGUGGGGCUUUUCGCUGCUGCCUCUGCCGCAUUACUACAGCGAACCGACCCAGCCUAGAUGCCCACUUGGGAGGCCGGAAGCACCGGCACCUGGUAGAACUACGAGCUGCCCGAAAGGCCCAGGGACUUCGAAGUGUGUUUGUCAGUGGCUUUCCCCGGGAUGUGGAUUCUACUCAGCUCUCUGAGUACUUUCAGGCAUUUGGACCUGUUGCCAGUGUUGUCAUGGAUAAGGACAAGGGAGUGUUUGCCAUCGUGGAGAUGGGGGACGUGGGUGCCAGGGAGGCCAUCUUGUCCCAGCCCCAGCACGGCCUGGGAGGACGUCGCCUGCGAGUCCGGCCACGGGAGCAGAAGGAGUUCCAGAGUCCAGCGUUCAGGUCCCCCAGAGGAGCAGCCCCUGACAGUCACCAGCUGGCCAGAGCACUAGCCGAGGUGCCAGACGUGGAGGCACAAAUGGUAAAGCUCGUGGGGCUAAGGGAGUUGUCCGAGGCUGAGCGGCAGCUUCGGAGCCUCGUGGUGUCCCUAAUGCAGGAGGUCUUCACAGAGUUCUUCCCAGGCUGUGUGGUCCAUCCUUUUGGCUCUUCCAUAAACAGUUUUGAUGUCCAUGGCUGUGAUCUUGACCUCUUCCUGGAUUUGGGUAACUUAGAAGAGCCUCAGCCAGCCCCAAAGGCUCCAGAGUCUCCAUCCUUGGACUCGGCCCUUGCUUCCCCAGUGGAUCCUCAAGCCCUGGCCUGCAUCCCAGCCUCCCCUCCAGGCUCCCAGCCUCCAGCUUCUCCCCAAGACUCUGAGGCCCUAGAGUUUGAAACCCCUUCCUCCUCCCUGGCGCCCCAGACUCCAGACUCGGCUUUGGCCUCCGAGACCCUGGCUUCUCCCCAGUCCCUGCCUCCAUCCUCUCCACUGCAGGAGGACAGGGGAGAGGGGGACCUGGGAAAAUCUCUGGAACUAGCAGAGGCCUUGAACGGGGAGAAGACAGAGAGGGGAGCAAUGCUAGAGCUGGUGGGAUCUAUUCUUCGGGGCUGUGUGCCUGGGGUGUACCGAGUCCAAACUGUACCUUCUGCCCGACGCCCUGUGGUCAAGUUCUGCCAUCGACCUUCAGGUCUCCAUGGUGACAUCUCCCUCAGUAACCGGCUGGCCCUGCAUAACUCCCGCUUCCUGAGUCUUUGCUCCGAGCUGGAUGGGCGAGUCCGGCCCCUCGUGUACACCCUCCGCUGCUGGGCUCAGGGUCGGGGGCUGUCAGGGAGCGGCCCCCUUCUCAAUAACUACGCCUUGACCUUGCUCGUGAUCUAUUUCCUUCAGACCAGAGACCCUCCUGUGUUGCCCACUGUGUCCCAGCUCACCCAGAAAGCAGGUGAGGGAGAGCAGGUGGAGGUUGAUGGCUGGGACUGUAGUUUCCCCCGAGAUGCCUCGAGACUGGAGCCCAGCACCAAUGUGGAGCCCCUCAGUUCUCUGCUAGCCCAGUUCUUCUCCUGUGUCUCUUGCUGGGAUCUUCGUGGCUCAUUGUUGUCUCUGCGGGAGGGCCAGGCCCUGCCUGUGGCAGGAGGCUUGCCCUCUAAUCUCUGGGGGGGCCUGCGCCUUGGUCCCCUGAAUCUCCAGGACCCCUUUGACCUGAGUCACAAUGUGGCAGCCAACGUGACCACCCGGGUAGCUGGGCGGCUACAGAACUGCUGCCGAGCAGCAGCCAAUUACUGCCGAAGUCUCCAGUACCAGCGCCGUUCCUCCCGAGGUCGGGACUGGGGGCUGCUCCCUCUUCUGCAGCCCAGCUCCCCUAGCUCCCUGCUGUCUGCUACGCCCAUCCCCUUACCCCCGGCUCCCUUCACCCAGCUCACUGCGGCCCUGGUCCAGUUGUUAAGGGAUGCAUUGGGGUGCCAUAUAGAGCAGGGAACCAAGAGAUCGCGGUCAGAGGGAGAUGGAGCUGGGGAGUCUCCCCAGGGAGGGACAAGCAAAAGAUUGAAACGAGAUGGACAGAAACAGAGCUGUGAGGAGGGGAGGGAAGAGCAGCAGGAAUGUGCAGGGGGCCACGGCGAAGACGGAGUGGAAGAAAUGGUCGUAGAGGUUGGUGAGACAAUGCAGGACUGGGCCAUGUGGAGCCCUGGGCAGCCAGGGGAGCUGUCCCUGACGACUGGAGAGCUUCUAGCCACUGGAGAAGGGGGCCAACCAGGCCAUACAGCCUUGGCAGAGCAGGGGCCCAAGGGACCUGACACAGCCCAAAAAAGGUUGCCGGGCGAGACAGGCAAGGGGGCAGCACUUUCCUCCUUGGUGAGCUGGCGCUGUGCCUUGUGGCACCGAGUGUGGCAGGGGCGGCGGCGUGCCCGGAGACGCUUACAGCAGCAAACCAAGGGAGGCGGUGCUGGCGUUGGAGCAGAGUGGCUGGCGACUGAGGCUCAGGUGAGCCAGGAGCUGAGAGGACUGAGCGGUGGUGAACAGAGGCCAGCGGCUGAGCCCCUCCUGACCUUUGUGGCCUCUGCCUCUCAAGCAGACCAGACCCUCACUGUGACCCCACUCCAGGAUUCCCAAGGCCUGUUCCCUGAUCUCCACCACUUCUUACAGGUUUUUCUCCCUCAAGCACUUAGACACCUCCUCAAGUGAAGACACACACGCUAAAGGGCAAUAAAGCUGCUAGUUUAAUA